Molecule: messenger RNA, 1891 nt
Organism: Exaiptasia diaphana
Lineage: Eukaryota; Metazoa; Cnidaria; Anthozoa; Actiniaria; Aiptasiidae
Product: amine oxidase [flavin-containing]
Exons: 4
Coding region: 12-1559 (515 amino acids)
Molecular function (GO): oxidoreductase activity
Source: RefSeq, a predicted model, not a curated record
UUUAUCUAAAAAUGGCGGACAUGAAUGCAGAAGUUGUUGUAAUCGGAGGUGGAAUAAGCGGCCUAUGUGCUGCCAAGCUGUUGAACGAAAGCGGUAUUGAUGUCAUUGUUCUAGAAGCCCGAGAUCGAGUCGGAGGAAGAACUCAAACGAAGAUAGACCCCAGAUUCAAGUACACCGACUUAGGUGGAGCCUACAUUGGCCCAACUCAAGAUCACAUCUUGCGUGUUGCAAAGGAACUCGGGGUAGAAACCUAUAAAGUAUAUUUUAAAGGCAAAGUUUCUGAGUACUUAAGUGGAAGAAGGCGAGAGUACGAAAGUGAGACGUCCUCGUGGAAUCCUAUCGCUAUUUUGGAUUAUUUUAAUCUGAUUCGUACACUCGAYAGAAUGGCUGAUUCCCUUCCAUUGGAAAGUCCUUGGGAUGCUCCUAAUGCUUUAGAGUGGGAUCGUAUGACUGUUGAAGAAUUUUUCAAUAAGAGUUGCUGGACUAGCUACUGUAAGAAACGUAUGGUGCAAAUAUUCCAUGAUGCUAUGGCUGCAGAACCCUGGGACAUGUCUCUCCUGUACUAUCUUUGGUACCUGAAGUCAUCGUAUGGUGUUUUGAGAAUAGCUGGUACAGAGAAUGCUGGCCAGGAAAGAAAGUUUGUAGGAGGAUCGCAGCAAAUAAGCAUCAAACUUAAGGAUAAACUUGGGRAGCAUAGGGUUAUUUUAAACAGUCCAGUCAAACAGCUUGUUCAAGAUGCAGAUGGUGUGGUUGUCACAUGUGAGAAUGGGAAAAUCUGUAGAGCAAAAUAYGUUAUCAGUGCCAUGCCUCAAGCUCUACUGAAUCAGAUCUCAUUUGAACCUCCACUCCCACCAUUAAAGAAUCAACUUAUACAAAGAAUACCCAUGGGUUCAGUCAUUAAAACAGUCAUAUUUUAUGAGAAGGCCUUCUGGAGAACAAAGGGUUUGAGUGGUAUCAUCAUUGCUGAUUCUGAAUCUGGUCCAGUUCAAGCAGCUUUAGAUGACACAAAACCUGAUGGCUCGUAUCCUGCUAUUAUGGGGUUCAUUAUUGGUGACCAAGCACGCAAAUGGUGUACAAGAACACCAGAGGAGAGAAAACAAGCUGUGGCAGAGCAGUAUUCUAAGAUUUUCAACUGCGAUGAAGCUCUUCAUCCUAUAAACUACAUUGACAAAAACUGGCCAGCAGAGAAAUAUUCUGGUGGUUGYUAUGUUAGUGUUGUGCCUUGUGGUGUUUUAACAAAGUAUGGCAAGGCUUUGAAAUGUCCUAUUGGAAGACUUUUCUUUGCUGGUACAGAAACUGCUACUAUAUGGUCAGGAUACAUGAAUGGUGCAGUCCAAGCUGGUGAAAGGGCAGCGAGAGAAGUUCUUCAUGAAAUGGGAAAGAUAUCCAAGGAUGAUAUAAAUCAAGUAGAACCUCCAUCAACAGAUGUUCCUCCAGUUCCAUGUGAGCUUACUGCCUUUCAGAGGAAUUUGCCUUCUGUUCCUGUGUUCUUGUCGGGAAUGGUUAUCAUUGGUGGAGCUGUUGGGGGAUGUCUUGCCUAUAGAUACUUAUUCAAAUAGAAAACUAAUAAUUUAUACUUGAUAAUUAAACUAAUGGUGAUGGUGAUGAUAUAAUAUAUAAUCAGCAAGAGUGAGAAAUUUGGUGAUCAAUUUACAAAAUCAAGAACAAAAAUUAUGAAAGGCUGCAUACAUAAAUCAGUCAGUUUUAAUGUACUAGGUUUUUACAAAUUUUUCCUAUUUAAAUAAAUAGCUUGGUUAUUUAUUCUAAUAUUUACAAAGAAAAUCAAKAAUAUUUUCUUAAAUAAUAUUUUGCCCUUAAAAAGGUUUUAGGCUUUCCCUUUUCAAAUCAAAUUCUAGUCUAAUAUGCAUAGUUAAAAAUUAAAAUAAAUAAU